Python bivittatus (Burmese python) is the source of this 1324-nucleotide messenger RNA. NCBI's taxonomy places the organism in Eukaryota, Metazoa, Chordata, Lepidosauria, Squamata, Pythonidae. The record is from RefSeq and is a predicted model, not a curated record.
UGUUAAAUAAACCUGAUUAUACUCUUCCAUGGAGUUGGCAAGUGAUUGCCUUUAAAUAUCAGUGGCAUAUCCUUUCUUUAUUUCUCGGCUAUUCUGUCAGUUCUGUGGAUGAUGAAUACCAGAGGCCAUGCAAUUUCCUUCAGCUAAUUCUGGGGCACGUACAUCCUUUUGGCAGCACUACAAUCUCAGUGUCAGUAACUGUAAGUUAUGAAGAUACAUGUCUUCUCAGCCACAUAUAAGUAUUACCUGUAAUUACACCUUUCCCAUUAUUUAAUAGGUAGCUGUUCAGGUGAAAGAUUCUGCAUAUCUUAGGAAUCCUUUUGGAGUCUCCAUAUUGUAAUGGAGAACUUGAGCGGAAACAGCAGUCAGUAGCAGUAGCGAUGUAAAGUAGGGGAAAAAAGGAUUCUUUGACAUUGUAUUUGAAUAGAAAACCAUAGUAAUGAAAUGUGAGAAUCCUCAAAAUUACAGUGUGGCUAACAAUCUUAAACAGAUUACUCUGCUUAUUGUCAUGUUUUCGUAUUUGGAUGUUUCUCUUGCAGCUGUAGAGGGGAGAUGCCAUUUUGACCAUGGCUGAGAACACUACAUUCAUGUCUGAUACAGGGAAAAGUCUCUUGGCAGAUUCUUCUGUUCUUGACUCGAAAAUUAUAGAAAAUUCCAAGGAGAAUGUAUUCACCCGAAUUGCUUCUGAUGGUGGAGAGGAAAUGCCUCCAAUUGAAACCAGGUUGAUUUUAGUUCAGGAAGCUGCAAGAUGUGAGGAACUCAUAACAGCCUUAGAGACCGUUAAGACAAUGGAAGUUCCAUUUAUAAAGAUAAAGAAAACUAUUUCUGGUGAACCAGAAGAAAAAAUAAUAAAAAGUAUUAUCCACAUGGAAAUUAAAGUGCCCUACAUAAAGAUGGAAUCGAUGAAAGCGUAUGAUGACUCGGAAUCACCGGAGGUUGAAGCUGUCUUUGUAAUAGCAGACUUUGAAGAUCCCAUUUUUAGUACCUUGUACAAGGCAGACUGCAGGAUCCUGGGGCCCCCAGUGGUAUUUCAGUGCGCUAAAAAAGGCGAGCCUCUACCCUUUGCAUGUCGUCCACUGUACUGCACAAAUAUGGUGAAUCUAGUGUUAUGCUUCACGGGAUUCAGGAAGAAAGAUGAGCUGGUUAAACUGGUGACAUUGGUUCAUCAUAUGGGAGGGAUUAUUCGGCGAGACUUCAGUUCCAAGGUUACCCAUCUGGUGGCUAACUCUACACAAGGAGACAAAUUCAGAGUAGCUGUGAGUCUUGGCACUCCAAUCAUGAAAGCGGAGUGGAUUUAUAGAUCUUGGGAGAGAAGAAAUGACAC